UAGUUAGCAGGUAGGCAACAGCUGUGACAUCAGCUGUCCCAUCCUUGAGUAUUCUAUGGUAUCCUGGAGAGCCCUGUCAUCUCCUGUGAUGUCACCAGUGUUGCUGUGAUACCAACAGGCUAUGGGGCAUUUAUUCAGUGCCUUUAUGGUUAACCUAUAGACAUGGUGGCAACAUGAAGCAAACUACUUGGAAAAGAGAAUGGAGAGCGUAGAGAGACUAGACAGAGGCAGAAGGAACCUUUGGUACUUUUGUCAAACAGCAAGAGACAAACCUCCUGGGAAUGUUGAGUCUUGGCAGGGGAUGGAGUGCUUCCUGCAGGAGAAUGCAGACCUUUGAUGAUGUGCAUAUCAACUUCACUUGGGAAGAGUGUACUUUGCUGGAUCCUUCCCAGAAGAAUCUAUACAAAGAUGUGAUGACUGAAACCUACAGGAACAUCACUAUUAUAGGCAUGAAAGAAGUCAAACUGGAGAGAAGAAACCUUUCAUAUAUACUGAAUUGGGUAAAACCGUUGUAUAUGAGAGUCAUCUUCAAAGGCAUGGAAGUGCACCUAUGGGAAAGAAACGUUUUCAAUGUAAUCAGUGUGUUAAAGCCUUUGCUCAUCGCACUAAUCUUUAAAGGCAUAAAAGAAAAAAUACUGGAGAGAAACCCUAUGAAUGUAAUCAAUGUACUAAAGUCUUUGUGCAACACAGUACUCUUCAAAAGCAUAAAAGAACACAUAAUGGUGCAAAAAAAAACUCUGAAUGUAAUCAGUGUGAUAAACCCUUUGCCAAACACAGAACUCUUCAAAUACAUAAAAGGACCCAUAUUGCAGGGAAACCUUAUAAAUGUAUUUAAUGUGGUAAAGCCUUUGGAAAACAUUGUCAGCUACAAAUGCAUUUAAGAACAUGUACUGGAGAUAACCCCUAUGAAUGUAAUCAAUGUGGUAAAGCCUUUGCAUAUCACCAAACUCUUCAAAUGCAUGAGAGAUCACAUACUGGAAAUAAACCCUAUGAAUAUUA
Molecule: messenger RNA, 999 nt
Organism: Peromyscus leucopus (white-footed mouse)
Lineage: Eukaryota; Metazoa; Chordata; Mammalia; Rodentia; Cricetidae
Product: zinc finger protein 844-like
Exons: 3
Coding region: 282-881 (199 amino acids)
Biological process (GO): regulation of DNA-templated transcription
Source: RefSeq, a predicted model, not a curated record